Molecule: messenger RNA, 7469 nt
Organism: Epinephelus fuscoguttatus (brown-marbled grouper)
Lineage: Eukaryota; Metazoa; Chordata; Actinopteri; Perciformes; Serranidae
Gene: brinp1
Product: bone morphogenetic protein/retinoic acid inducible neural-specific 1
Exons: 8
Coding region: 508-2793 (761 amino acids)
Biological process (GO): positive regulation of neuron differentiation; negative regulation of mitotic cell cycle
Source: RefSeq, a predicted model, not a curated record
UUACUGUCUGCCAUGACCGUCCUCUACAAUACGAGACUGUAUUCUUUGUACCUCCCCUUUCUCGCCCUCAGUCUGUGCAUCCCAGCCUCCCUUCCUAGAUAUCCAUCCCACACCUCUCCACCCGCAAACGGCUCCUACGGUGAGAAAAAAAAAGAGAGCAGAACAGUUUCAAACACGUCGGCAUAAAUCUCCCAUCCAGAGCUCCCUUUUUCCUCCUUCCCCUCCUGACGGACUUCAUGACUUUAUUCCUCUGCGCGCCAAUGCCCGAGACCACGCCGAAACGGAGGAUUUUUUUCCCUUGAGCAUGAAAAGGAUUGCCAAAUCAUCCGCAAUCCAACAUCACCGACUGAGCCACCAGCAUGAGCACUGGAUACAUAUGCUCCAGCAGAAGUUGUUGGCUAGAGAACUAAGAAAUCUUGGACCACAAAUACAGCUAAGAGGGGAGAGUCAGUUUUAGGUCUCCACACAAUGGAGCGAGAAUGAACAGAGAGCGGCUUAAAAAAAAGCAUGAACUGGAGGUUUAUUGAGGUCAUCUGCUUCCUGUUUAUAUGGGACCAUAUAACAGUUCAGUCUUCCCGCCAGGACCCGUUGGCCACUGAACAACAUGUCACCAAGCAAUAUGACUGGCUCAUCUCUGACCGUGGACCUUUCCACCACUCUCGGAGUUAUCUGUCCUUUGUGGACAAAUUCCGCCAAGGAUUUACGACCAGAUAUAAAAUUUAUAGGGAAUUUGCACGUUGGAAGGUGAGGAACACAGCGAUCGAGAGAAGGGACCUGAUCCGGAACCCUGUGCCACUCAUGCCUGAGUUCCAGCGCAGCGUACGCUUGCUGGGCCGCAGACCCACCACUCAGCAGUUCAUCGACACCAUCAUUAAGAAAUAUGGAACUCACAUUCUCAUCUCAGCCACCCUGGGAGGAGAGGAGGCACUGACUAUGUACCUGGCCAAAAACAAGCUGGACAGGAAGCUCGCCAACGCUACUCAGAAUGUGGAAGCCCUUCAUCAGCUGGCCUCGUCCUACUUCAUUGACCGCGACGGCACAAUGAGGAAGCUGCAUGAGAUCCAAAUUUCCACCAAUGCCAUCAAGGUGACAGAGACACGGACGGGCCCACUGGGAUGCAGUAGCUAUGACAAUCUGGACUCAGUUAGCUCUAUCCUUCUGCAGAGCCCUGAGAGCAAGCUUCAUCUGCAAGGUCUUCAGGUCAUUUUCCCAGAAUACCUGCAGGAGAAAUUUGUCCAGUCAGCCCUGAGCUACAUUAUGUGUAAUGGAGAGGGGGAGUACAUGUGCAGCAACAACCAGUGCAUCUGUCAGUGCGCCGAGGAGUAUCCCCAAUGCAACUGUCCCAUUACUGACAUCCAGAUCAUGGAGAACACCCUGUUGGGGAUGUCUGAGUCCUGGGCAUCCUCUUAUAAGGACUUUGAGAACUCUGACGAGUUCAAGUCCUUCCUGAAAAGGCUGCCCUCCACUCACUUCCUGCCCAUCAGCAGUGUGCAUCUCCUGUGGGGCAGCGACUGGGACCUUCAGGCCCGCUACAGGCUACUUCAGAGUUCCCUGGAGAUCCAGCGGCUCAAGAUCCAGCGCACCGCCCGCAAGCUCUUUGGCCUCAGCAUCCGUUGUCACCACAACCCCAACCACCAGAUGCCUAGGGAGAGAUCUGUGAUGCAGUGGCUCAACAGGGUUCAGUCCUUCCUCUACUGCAAUGAGAACGGUUUCUGGGGGACCUUCCUGGAGAGCCAAAGGACAUGCGUUUGCCACACGGGUGUCACCUUAUGCCAGCGACCCAUCCCAUGUGUCAUAGGCGGCAACAACAGCUGUGCCAUGUGCAGCCUGGCCAACAUCUCCCAAUGUGGCUCCUGCAACAAGGGCUACAAGUUGUACCGCGGUCGCUGCGAGCCCCAGAAUGUGGACUCAGAACGCAGCGAGCAGUUCAUCAGCUUUGAAACUGAUCUGGACUUUCAGGACCUGGAACUCAAAUACCUGUUGCAGAAAAUGGAUUCGCGACUGUACAUUCACACCACUUUCAUCAGUAAUGAGAUCCGUCUAGAGACCUUCUUUGACCCUCGAUGGCGCAAACGCAUGUCCCUGACUCUCAAGAGUAACAAAAACCGGAUGGACUACCUCCACAUGAUAAUUGGUCUAUCGAUGAAGAUCUGCCAAAUGCGAAAUAGCAGCAUUGACCCCAUGUUCUUUGUCUAUGUCAACCCAUUCAGUGGCAGCCACUCAGAAGGCUGGAGCAUGCCCUUUGGGGAACAUGGUUACCCACGCUGGGAAAAAGUACGGCUGCAGAACUCCCAGUGCUUCAACUGGACUCUCCUGCUGGGCAACCGGUGGAAGACCUUCUUCGAGACGGUGCACAUCUACCUGCGUAGCCGCGCUAAGAUCCCAACUGGCCUACGCAAUGACACAGGACAGGGUCCAGUGGACCUUGGAGACCCUAACAAGCGGCAGAUCUACAUAAAAAUAUCUGAUAUCCAAGUGUUCGGCUACAGCCUGCGCUUUAAUGCCGACCUGCUCCGUAGUGCCGUGCAGCAGGUUAACCAGUCGUACACACAAGGAACUCAGUUCUACUCAUCCUCAUCUGUAAUGCUCUUGUUGCUGGACAUUCGGGAUCGGAUUAACCGCCUUGCCCCUCCAUCUGCACCUGGCAAACCCCAGCUGGACCUCUUCUCUUGUAUGCUAAAGCAUAGGCUCAAGCUCAACAACAGCGAGAUGAUUCGAGUAAAUCAUGCCUUGGACAUGUACAGCACAGAGAUACUAAAACAAUCAGAUCACCUGACUGCUAAACUCUGUUGAACAUAGUAACAUUAACCUAAGGACAGUGAAGAGAAACACCCAACAAAUGAAUUACGAGGGGAUAUUAAUCUUAAUUUUGUUUUCUCUUUUUCAUUUUUUGGACCUUUUCUGCCUUUUGAUGUAAUAUUAACUUUGUAAGCAUAAUUCUUAAAGAGAUAAAGGAAAAAGGCAGUGAUGAAAAGCAUUUCAGAUAAAGAUAAAGAAGAUUAAUGGAACCACUAUAAAGACUGUAUCAUAUGUGUCCCAGCAUGUCUGUCAUUCCCUAAAAGAACUUAAAAGAGAGAGAGACAAAAAAAGAAAAAAAAAAAAGAAAUAUUAAAUCUACGUACUGGUGAAAAAGAGGCCUUGAUUUUACUCCGAGGGAUCAAAGGUUAUAUCUGAAACUGCCAUUCUUUACAGAGAAAAAAAAAAAAAAACAUUUUUAAAGGAAUAAUGAUAUAACACAAGGGCAGACCAGAUAUCCUUUUAUUUCAGCUAAUGUGCAAAAUAUUUCAGACAUAACGGACAGUUUAAUAUUAAAACAUGUUUAUACAUUGUAAGGAUUAAAUAGCCCUAGUGAGUAAGUAGUCAACACAUUACUUAUAGACUCUUUAUUACAUUUCAAUCCCACGGCGAAUCUGCAUUGCUCUUUGUGAGUUAUGAGGCACUCUGUCAUUGUUCUGACACAUAAGGCACACAGCGGGGCAGUAAUGGAUAGUCAUGUCAAAUAACAAAAGCCAGCUGUUUAUAUAUACAUAUAUAUGUGGGUGAAUGUAUGUGUGCGUGCGCGUGUGCAAAUGUGCGUAUACCUUCUUUUGGCUUGAUGCUUAUUGCUGUUCGUUAAUUGAAUGUGUCAUUUGAGAUUGACUCCAGUCUAAGCAAAAUCUUGCAUUUGGAGCGCUUCUUCCCGUGUUUGAAAUUCAAGCUGUGUUUUUCACAAGGCAGUACCUCCUGGUGCGUGAGUGCAAUAUUGUGGUCUGAAGAUUUAACAAUCAAUGCUAUUUUGUACAGCUUUGCAAAAUGUACAUGUUGUGACUGCUGAUUUGUGGAGCUUUUCAGCACCAAGAGCAAAAUGUAAACAUUCAUCAUUCAGGCACAUUUGCAAGACAACUUAAAGCCAUACACUUCCCUGAGGUAGACAUACAGUAAGACAUAAAGGUCAUCCCCGUUUCACACAAGUACUUACAUUAAAAAGAAAUGUUCCAUUUGUAUGUUUUUAUUUUACUCUCUCCAUUUUUAGAUAAGAGCACAGCAAAAAGGGAGAUGACAAGAGAAGGCAUAUUGUGUUGGAUAAGAAUCGUGUUGUAAAGCCAUUGAAUUUCUCUGUUGUGCCACAGGAAAAAAAAAAUAUAAGAAAAAAACAAAUGGUUAUAUUAAAGCUUAAAAUACCUUUUUGGCAGUGUUUAAUCUGUAAGCUUUUUAUGACCACAUGUAAAGGUUUUUUCUUUCCAGAAAUGAAAUUUAACCUUGUUUUGCAUGUUGCUGGAAACAUCGACAGAGCUGCAACUGUGUUGAACACUCAAUCAUCAAAGUGAAAUAUGAAACACUACCUAUGUAUCGUUGGUCACACUUUAUUUGGGUAAUCUGAUGCUGAAACAUAUGCUAUUGCUGGUGAGUUUUUGUAGGUCCAGUCCAUUCCCUGCAUGUUUGUUACCAACAACAAAGGCAAGGUCACUCAUGUCAUAUAAUCUAGCUGUUCUAGCCAUUGAUGAGUUUGAAUCAAAAAGAGAACACACAACAUUUGCUGCCAUAGCAGCCAAACUCUGGAAAAACCUUCCCCUAGUGUAAAAGCUGCCAGCCCAGUUGCUACUUAUAGAAGACACACCUAAACACUCACACUUUCCCAGUUUUUCCAACCCUGUUUCACUCCUAAUUAAUCAAAUACUGACACUUAGGCAGUGGCCCUCGGCAUCAGAUUCCGACACACUGAGGUACCCUUUAGCAGCGGUAAGAGACGUGUGGGGCAGCGGCAUUUUUUGACACUCCAAGCACGUGUCAUAGUAUUAAGAGCAAGAAAGUUUGCACACGGUAAGCCGGAGAGGUGAUGGAUGGGUCAAGCAAACUCUGGACUUUCACCCAGGAUACCAUCGUUCGUUUUCCAUGUGAAACCCAAAGUCAGCAGAGUUAUUUUAAUAACAAUGUAGUCUGCUAGUACAUGUAGCAUACUACACUAGUGAUGUAUAUCACGUGAGUUUACAUUACGGUCGUAACAAACAUACUUAUUUUAAGCCAAACCAUUAUGUUUUUUUCUUUUAAACUUUUCUAGACUUAGAGAGUCCGCAUGGGGCAGUAAGGAGGGGAGAUGGAUGGAUCAAGCAAAUUUUCACCAAGAAGACCUCUGUUCGUCUCCCAUGUGAAACCAAAAGUCAACCAAUUUAUUUUAAAAACAAUGCAGUGUGCUAGUACGUAUAGCAUACUACGCUAGUAACAUAUGCCAAGUGACAUAUGUGACAUAUGUCAUGUACAUUAGUUACAAACUUAUUUUAAGCCAAACCAUAAUGUCUUUUUCUAUACCUAACUACAUACUUUUGUUGCCUACACCCAAGGAAAUCAGCCUAAAAUGAAAUUUUAUACCUAUGUUGUAAGUUUACUUUGAAAAGAGGCUGUAUACAUUUAACAAGCAAAAACUGUACAAUGCCUUUGAAAUGGAAGAUUAUUUUAAAAUGCAUGCAACAAAUGUAAAUUGACCAAGAACAUCCAAAUCUGAUCUAGGAGGGGUACCUAGAGCAUCAUAGUUUGACAAGUAGGGCCAUGCACCAAGCACUUGUAUUUGACGAAUUGGGAGUGAGAAUGUGUUGGUUUUAUUUGUUUGGUUUUUUAUUGUUUUUAUGUCUGUUAAUAUCUUGUUGUAGUUGUAGUUUGCCUUGGUAUUUUUGUUUCAUUUUAUGUUCUUUUAAAUAACUGUUGCUUUUUUUUUUACAGUGUGAUGAGACUAGUCUUGUGGGGUCAGAUGUAAGCAGAAGUAUGUAAUGUAUCUGAGAACAACCAUGGUGGGUUGUGGGUUGUGGGUGGGAAAACCUAUGAAACAGGAGACCAGGUUGAGAAUUCCUCAACCAAUCCAACACCAUUUGAAAACAGUGGUCCAGCAGCCCUGAAACAAAACCUGUUCCUGAUUCUGAAUGGAUGUAGCUUUGUCAGCUGCAGAUUUGACUGCAUCCACAAUCACAGCCUCAAUAGUUGUCUCCAGAUGUGCAUUCUUGUCAUGAUGUAUUAACAGAAUCAUGUCUGGCUUUGUGUGGCGAUGAUUGUCCUUAUGUUUUACUUUACUGUCGUCAGUCUUUCUGUGAAGCACUUUUAACGCUUGACAAGUGCUUUACAAAUAACAACGUAGUUAAGUAACAGUAAUGCAUCACUACAAAUCUAAUCAGUUUCAGGUGAUUUAGUUGCAAAAUAAUUAGCUGAUUUCCAGUGAAUGGGUUAGCCCAUUUGUGGUGGCCAGUUCAGGGUACCUGGGGCUCAGGCUGUCAGACUCAGCUCUGUUGUCAAAUUAAUCUCACGGUACAAUACUUUCAUCAAUCUGUAUCCUUUAUCAGGUUAAUGGCUCAACAUGUGUAAAGGUGGAUUUAGUGAGCGGGCAGUUACCUCUGCAGUGCUAUUGUUUCCAAUUUGCAUAGGAUGGCAGCAAUGCCUCGAGGUAAGCAGCAAGGAGAGGCAGGGCAUCUGGAAUGGGUGAUAUCAGUGAAGUGUACUGUAUCGAGACCAGAUAGUAAGCUAUCUUAAAAGUCCUUGGUAGUGAAGUUUAUCAGGCCCCAGUAAGACUUUUGAGCUAAUUAGCAUGCUAAUGUUAACAUGGUACACUUUUGCAAAUAUAUUAGCAUCCAUGGCAUUACUGAUGUAAUAUUAGCAUGCUAACAGGACCUCCUAAUGGUUUUGAUUAGAGCUGAUUUUGACACACUGAAGCUAACAAGCCUGAGAUGGCCACGAGCCUACAGUCAGUGGAGAUGCAGUAAACAGGGGACUUGAUUGUUCAGCAUUAACAUUGGACUAUCCAAAUGAAUUGUUACCUUAUUAUUAUGAUUAUUAUCAGUAUUAUUAUUAUUAUUAAGUGCCUGUUAUCUAUCCCUUUAACACAUUUAGAGCUGGAGAAGUUACACAGAAGAGUGACACUGAAUUAGCUUCAGAAUUUACGACCAUAGAUGUUGAUCAAAUAUAUACACACAAGGAGGUUUUGUGCAUGUGGGGAAAUCAACCACCGGACAGAGGGUCAAAAGGAUGACUUGAAGUAAGGGUUGAUAUUUUUUUUGGUCCCCUGUUGUACAAUAUAUCUGUAAAUAUUAAUUCUGUUACAGUAACAACACUCUGCUACAGUAACAAUAUUAUAAAAUAUAACAGUAUUGAAAGGGAGUACAAAGACUACUUCAAGAAAAAAAAAGCCCUCCAUUUGAGUACAUCAGCACAAAGUACAGGGCACCCAUGUCUUAUGUAUCUAAUUAGAUUCAUGACAAUUUAUGACUGUUUUUAUAUUGUCAAAACAUACUGUACAUUUCAAUUUAGUUUCCAGCCACUGCAAGGUCCAUAAAACAAGCACAUUUACUCGUAUGGCAUUACGCUACCACAGUGUUGCUUACAUGUAUCCAUGGAUUUGUCUGAAGAUUUUUACACCUAAUACCUUGCCUAUGUACUUUUUUGCUGUUCUGUUGAGAUCAUUAUAUCAGCUUAUUUCAAAUGAAUGUUUCAUAUAAUAAUCUAUUUCUCAU